This is a messenger RNA of Mesorhabditis belari, 405 nucleotides long. Lineage: Eukaryota; Metazoa; Nematoda; Chromadorea; Rhabditida; Rhabditidae. The record is from the annotation of a GenBank genome assembly.
AUGCUUCAACGACUAGCUUUCAUCUCGCUUUUGUGUAUCUUUUCAAUCACUUUCGCCCUGCAAUGCUACGAGGAUUCGGGCAAGAAAGACAAAUUCUCAAGUUCGAAGACAAAGCUCACAUGCAAUACCAAGGGCCAAGUAUGCAGCGAUUUCUGUCUGAAGACGUGGUUGACAGACCCAACCGCCGCCAACCAAGAACAACACUAUGAAUGGGAUUGCGGAUGCGGGGCUGAUCAGUCCGGUCGUGUCGGCUACAACUGCUCCGAAGCCGGCGUUAAGUUUAUUAUCUCGAAUGGUAUCAGCAAUACGAUGGAGUGUUGCACGGGUGAUCUGUGCAACACGGCGUCUUCAGGAUUCUUCUUAAUCAGUCUCACUCUUUCUCUAUUCGUUUUCUUGUCAAGGUGC